GUUAAUUGCUACAAUUUUACAUUUCUCAUAUUAGUUAAUUAGUUAAUUCCUACAUUUUUACAUUUCUCAUAUUAGUUAAUUGCUACAUAUCUCAUUAAAAUAAUAAAACUAGUUAAUUUUUACAUUUCUCAUAUUAGUUAAUUGCUAAUAUUUGUUCAAUUUUAAAGAUGGAGCGUGGUAGACAUUCUGUAGAUGUGGGUAAUCUCCAACGCAACCACAAGAGGGAGAUUGCAUCGACUCGAUCUACUUCACGCAAAGGCAAAGGUAAAGCGCGGGCCGAGUCUUCUUUUCAAAGUCAAGAUGAUUUUGAAACGGAUUACCAACGGCGAGAUGAUAUGAUGAUGUCCGACGAGGAACUACAACACCUAUUGUCCCAAAAUGAUCCACGUUUUGCACAAGAACAACAAUUCCCGACAACCAUCGAUGAAGAGGAGCUCGAGGAUGACGAUGGGGAGGAGGACUCGGGGGCGACGGGACUCCGGAUGAUGAGCAAGAGAACGAGGGCCCUUCAACGACUACAACCCAAAUUGGUAAGAAAUCUAAAUCUCCUAUUAUUGAAAACAAUUAUACAAAAAGGAAAGACGAAAAAACCGAAAAAUGGUACGCAAGUUGCAAUCAUUGCAAGAAAGAGUUUAGCUUGGGAAUUUCUGGCGGAUACGGGAGUCUCAAAAGACAUCUUAAGUCCGCCCACUUUGUGGAGUAUGCGAAAAUAGACAAAGGAAAGGGGAAGCAAACACAAAUAUCAAGGUUUGCAAAUUCUCAACCCUUUGGUAAUUUUUCCUAUGAUGAUAAAAAACAUUUGACUGGUGUGUCUCAUUUAAUUGUUGAAGAAAAUUUACCCUUUAUUUUUUCCGAAAGUCUUGCUUUAAGAGAUUAUGCUCAAGGUACUUUAAAUCCUCAAUUUAGAAAUUAUAGUCGCAAAACGAUUAAAAAAGAAAUUAUAAGGCAAUAUAACUUGGAAAAAGAAAAAUUACAAAUAUUUUUCGCAAACUUUGAUGGACGUGUUAGUAUUUGUAGCGAUAUAUGGGAGGAUACUUAUCAUCAUUUAUAUUAUUUGGGUCUAACUGCACAUUAUAUUGAUGAUGAUUGGAAUAUGCAUAAACGUGUUCUUGCUUUUCGUGAAUUCAAUGAUCGUCACACUGCUGAUAAUAUUUAUAUUCUCAUUGAACGUAUUUUAAUUGAGUAUAAUUUGAUUGAUAAGGUGUUUGUUGUAGGUUUUGAUAAUGCUAGUAAUAAUACUGCUGCUAUACCUAGAUUACGUGAAUUGUGUGGUGCUUCUACAUUGAUGGGUAGAUUUUUUCAUCAACGUUGUGCAUGUCAUAUUCUAAAUUUGUGUGUACAAGAUGGCUUAGCGGCAUUAGGAAAUGCUUUGGAGGUAGUCAAGGGGGGAAUUAAAUUGAUUUGGGCUAACACUCCACUAAAAAUGCAAUGGCGGCAAUAUUUGAAGGAUAGACGUGUGAAUUAUUGUGCUUUUCCUAAAGAUUUGUCUAUUCGUUGGAAUAGUGCUUAUAAUUUAAUUCAAGUACUUGUUAGAUAUAAAGAUCAUUUUCCAGCUUUUUUAAGACAAACUUGUAACUAUAUUAUAAACCCGGCUGACAUCGACACUUGUGAAAAAAUUGUUAAUGUUUUGGCAUAUUUUAAUAACGCAACUCUAACUUUUAGUCAUGUUUAUAAACCUACCGCAAACGAAUUUUUUGUUGAAGCUGUUAAUCUCGCCGGCGCUUUUUGUGAAUUUUCCGACGCCACUUACGUUAGUUAUUUUUGUGAUUUCAUGAAACAAAAGUUGUUAAAAUAUUAUUCACAUAUUCCGCAUAUAUAUGGUAUUGCAUUUGUUCUUGAUCCUCGUUAUAAACUUCCUUACUUGGCAAAUUGUAUAGAUUACUAUUAUGCUUCUUUUUUUCCAACUCAAGAGUUCGAUGAUAAUCCCAUCGACCCUAAACAAGAAUUCAACGAGGUUAGUAAUUUAUUUCAUCAAUUGUAUAAUGAAUUUCAUGCACAAUAUGGUAAUGCACCCCCUCCCAUGCAACGAACAUCUUCUUCAUCUAAAGGAAAAUCACUUUUAAAAUCCGCUUUUGGUUCUCUUUUGAAAAAAAGUAGCAACUCCCGCUACUGAACAAAGCGCAGGUAACGAGCUUUCUUUGUAUCUAACAUUGAAUGUUGAUUAUGAAGUUGGUGAUGACUUUGACGUUCUUAAGUGGUGGAAGGAAAAUGAAAGAACAUUCCCGAUUUUAUCAAAGAUGGCUAAGCAAGUACUAGCAAUGCCGAUAUCAACCGUUGCCGUGGAACAAGAAUUCAGUGCAGCCGGCAACGUCCUAACCGAUUAUAGAACGAGGUUGAGCCCGAGCUCUCUUGAGACACUAGUUUGCUUUCACGAUUGGUUGAAGGCCCAACGAAGAACUCAAGAAAUUACCAUCACUCCCUCCCGCCACUUUAUGGAGGAAACAACCGAAGGCGGAGAGUCCGAUUGAUUUUUUAUUACAAAAUGUAUUACAUUUUUUAAAUUCAUCCUAAUUCUCAAUUGUACUUCUUAUUUGAAAUAAAUAUACUUCAAUUCGAAUAUAAUAUAUUGUAAUUGUAAUAAGAAUUAUUCUAAUUAUAUAAUAUUUAAAAAAAUUAAAUAGGCCCGGCCCGGCCCGUGAACCGGGCGGGUGACCCAAACCGAACCGGACCCGGGGUUAUCCGGGCCGGUUCCGGGCCUGCCAUCCUAGAACUAAGGCCCAGCCGGUUCUAGGCCCGAAUCGGGCCCGGCCCGAACCGAGUCCACCACUAGCUUCAAUAAAUGAUUUUUGUGAACCCCUACAACUACUCCCACAGGUAGUAUUUAUAGGGAAAAUUAGGGCUGGGCUCCCAAGUCUUGGGCUUGGGAGGCCCAUUUACAAUAGGGCCACUAAUGGGCCGGAUACAAAGUACAUAGAAAAGAUCAAGUGUAAAAUCCUAUACUGGAGGCUGCUCAUGGCCGGUGAGGGCACGGCCGACGAGGGCAUGGCCGACGAAGACCCGGCCGACGAGGUCACCCGGUUCUCCUGGCUCCUGGACCGUAUUCUGAGUAGACUGCUUUCCGGCCGAUAGAGGUCAUCUGGGUCGACGAGGGUCCCACCAGGUGAUCGGUUCAUUACUUGGUGGAAGGUACCUUCUGUUCUUCCGAGUGUGUGGGCCAUGUGGUUCAGGCCCAUAUACUUCCGAAUGCAAAUCUGAGCCAAACUAUGCCCCUGCUACUUGCACUUUGCUGGAAAUACUUUAAUAUGACAUUGUAUCUGUAUACUAUUUGUUCAAGUGUUCCAUAUUUAUGGCAAUGAUGAUACCUUCCACCAAGUAAUGAAAUUAAUGGUAGGUGGUGUUGAUUCUAUUUCUAUAUAGUUUCAAUGCCCCCAUUAAUAGUGAAAUGAAUGCAAAUCUGAGCCAAACUAUGCCCCUGCUACUACCAAUUAAUGAAAUAAAAUGAUUCAAUUUCCAUAUUUCUGGAAAUGAUGAUACCUUUCACCCAAUAUUGAAAUUGAUGGUUGCUAAGUAGCUUGUGUUGGUUCUAUUUCUAUCAUUCUAUGUACUUUGUUAUGCCCCCAUUUCUACCAAGUAAUGAAAUUGAUGGUAGAUCAAUAGUUUAUUUAUUUCUGGCAAUGAUGAAAGAUGCUACUCUGCUACCCUUCUACACUUCUACCAGGAUGCAAAAACAAAGGAGUUGGUGUUGAUUCUAUUUCUAUAUAGUUUUUAAUGCCCCCAUUUUUUGUGAAGUGAAGGUAAACCUGAGCCAAACCUGAUUGCAUUUAGUAUUCAUCCUGUAAUACAUAUUUUUUUGAAGUGAAUCUAAAUAUGAAACCUAAACACUACAUUUCUAGUAAUUUUUUAACUUGUGAUGUACCUAGGAACAUAUUCAAUGAGUAUUUUGUUGCUGGUCUGCUACACACAUGGAAUGAUGGAGUCAUGGAACUAUGGAAGAUUGGAAGAAGGAACUAUAUUCAAGAUCUGCCCCUAUUAAAAUUCAAUUUUUUGUUGCUACUUACUAUUUUGGAACUUUGGAUUUUUCAAAGUCUAUUCUCAAACUGUAUUAUGUAUAAGUAUUUACGUAACAACUAACUGUAUAACUAAUUAACUGUGCUUGGAGUUGUACAAAGUAAAAGUACAAACUCUAUUAUUUUGCUACUUGUUACUUGUUAGUUGUUACUUGUAUUGUAAUGUAAUGCUGCAUUGUUUCACAAACUUAUAAUUUUAAUGUGAUAGUUGAUAUUGUAUGUUAUGCUAUUUAAUGGUUUUUAAUCAACCCGAAUGGCCCCGAAUAUCCGAUUCAAACCGACCGGAAUCCGAAAUUGGGCAACCUGAACAGCCCUACAUUUUUAUAGAAUAGGGUAGGGUUUUAAAUUCCUAACCCGAAAACCGACCGGGUAUGCCAAAUCUUCACCCGUCCUACCUGAACCCGUCCGACGCUCUCCCCUACCACCAGGUGAUCGUGGUACCUUAUGUUCUUCCGAGUGUGUGGGCCAUGGGGUCCAGGCCCAUAUACUCCAUCACUCGCCGUCCGAGGUUAGUAGUUCAAACCCGCAUGUAAAAACUUUUGAACGCGUGAAUCGUCCCCUGAGGUCGGAGCGUGAUGCACUAGGAAGAGGUAAGAGCAUGCGAGAACUCGUAUGAAGUAAAGAGUAUGCAGUAUUAACAUUUAUAUUGGAGCUUAUUAAUCGUCCAACCCAUAUGACGUGACCCGAUGGCGCGAGUGUGUGUGCUCGGCCAGUGUACGAGUGUGUGUGCUUGUCCGGCGUACUUGAGUGAUCAGAUUUCAUUAGUCCGUUGUUCAAUGUUAAAAUACACACACUUAACAAGAGCAAAAGCAAUUAAACCACUUAAUUAUCUUUUCAAAUGUUUCAAUUUAUGAUUUUUUUUGUAAUGUUAUUUAUAUAUAUACCGAGUAUAUAUCAUAAAUAAAUUAAGGAUGAGGAACUUAGCUUUUAAAUUAGGCCGAAGCUUUGUGUGUUUGACACUGUGGUGGUAGAUUCUAUGGUACCCAUAAGGUAUCAUACUUAUUUUUUAAAAUGGGUACCGGAGUUGUCACAAACUGUGGUUGCUGAAAUUGGGCUCAAUGUAGUCUUGGCCCACCUAUUUUGACUUGAGCCGUACCUUUGCUUAGGAGAAAACCUGAGAACCUCGCGGACAAAGAGAACGGGAGGAAGUAGCACCUUGGACCGGCCGUCGCUACUGCUCGUGCCGAGGUCCUUUUGCUCUAUUCGGCUGGGAUCGUGAAGAAAGAUCUCCAGCGGCCAUUAAUAGCGGAAGCCCACAAGGCUCGAGGUCGAUCUGUGUCGGACACGGAAUAACGGCCUACUAGACGGAGGAGUGGCAAGACCAACUAAAACAGGCGUUUGGCAGCUUGACCGCCGGGCGAGCGGCGAGAGACAAUUGAUGAGGAAGGAGAGUUGCUGGUGACGGCCGACGGAGCUCACGACUCCGUGUUUGGUUGCAACGAAGGUUACAACUUACAACUUGUGGCAGUGGAGGGGACUUGUAAUGGCGCAGAAAACUCCAGCUAGUGCACUGAGUUUGAGCGGGCUUCACAAUGUCCAUGGCUGCUCCAUUCUGCCAAGACCGCACAAGAAUCUGAAAAAAAUCCAGAUUCUUUUUCUUCCACACCUUCAUGGGCUUUUUCAUUUUUUUGAGAUUUUGAAUUACAGACCUGAACAAUGCUAGAAACCUGUUAAAUCUGGGGAGUUGGGAAACUGUUUUAGAAAAUAUGGCGGAUUUCUCAGAGUAUCGUGUGAUCACUUUCCG
Cuscuta europaea is the source of this 5751-nucleotide messenger RNA. Lineage: Eukaryota; Viridiplantae; Streptophyta; Magnoliopsida; Solanales; Convolvulaceae. The record is from the annotation of a GenBank genome assembly.